UUAGGCGUCUUGGACGCAACGGAGACGCGAAGGACAGAGCGAUCGGGAGACAACUUUCCUUCCCCUCCUCUGUAAUCAGCGUCACGCUUCUGUCACCAGAGGAGGAGAGCUUUCUCUGAGAGAGAUUCACCUCCGUGUUGAAUUCUUCCAGUCAUUCCUGACGGGGACGCGCGGACAUUUCUUCACGGCGGGAGAUUUUUUUUUUUUUUUUAGCCAGCAAGUGGAAAGUUCGGGACCCGCCGUGGCCGAUGGAGCUGCAGCCGCCCUCUGAAGCUCUUCCUCCAGUUCAGUCCCAGGAAUGACGACAGCGUCCAUGGAGCCCGUAGGAAUCCUGGUGGAAAGGGGCGCCAAUGCCACCGUCCCGCCCGUGAGCUCUCACCAGGACGCUGCCGCUACCGUCACCAUCGGCACCAUCCUCUCCGUCAUGUGCUUCGUCGGCGUCUCGGGGAACAUUUACACCCUGGUGGUCAUGUACCACUCCAUGAGGACCGCGGCGUCCAUGUACAUCUACAUCAUAAAUCUGGCUCUGGCAGAUCUGCUGUACCUUCUCACCAUCCCCUUUGUGGUGUGCACACACUUCCUGAAGGGCUGGUACUUUGGGGACGCGGGAUGUCGGAUUCUGAUCAGCAUGGAUUUCCUGACCAUGCACGCCAGCAUUUUCACGCUGACCAUCAUGAGCACGGAGCGAUACCUUGCGGUGCUCAAGCCCCUGGACACGGUCAAGCGGUCUAAAAGUUACCGGAAGGCUAUUGCGGUGCUGGUCUGGGUAGCCUCUCUAAUCCUCACCUUGCCCAUGAUUGUGACCAUUCAGCUUACGACAGUUGGGAAGAAGGCAAUGUGCCUGCCCACUCUAUCCCAGCAGUCUUACAAGAUUUACAUCUCUUUCCUGUUUUGCACAAGUAUCGUUGCUCCAGGACUGAUCAUUGGGUAUCUCUACAUUCAGCUAGCACGGACUUACUGGAUAUCGCAAACGAAAAGCUUCAAGCAGACCAAGAAACUACCUAAUCAAAAGGUGCUGUACCUGAUCUUCACCAUCGUGCUCCUCUUCUGGGCGUGCUUCUUGCCCUUUUGGAUCUGGCAGCUGCUCACCCAGUUCUGCCCCUCCUUGCCCCUCUCCUCCAAAGUCAAACGCAACAUCAACUACCUGACCACAUGCCUGACGUACUCCAACAGCUGCAUCAACCCGUUCCUCUACACGCUGCUCACCAAGAACUACAAGGAGUACCUGAGGAAGCACAAGAGGUCGUGGUCGGCCGGCAGCUACUUCAACAGACGGAACCGUUUCCAGAGGUCGCCCCGCAGGUCGCCGUCCGCCAGCAGUCAGCAGUGCACAGAGAGCUUCAUGCUCACACACACGGCUUCCCAGCGCGCCCACAACAGCAGCCUGUGCGAAUGAAGCGAAGAGAAGAGGAAACCCAUGGAGGGGGAAAUCAAGGGAAGACGGAUCAGAGACUCUGGGUUAUUUGCGAGAAAAGACGACGGGGACAGAAGCUGUGAUGCUGUGAACGUCGCCCGUUUUUGACUUUUUCGCAUCUACGAAACGUCCCGGCAUAAAAAGAAAAGAGAUCCGGUUUAAAGGUUCUCUGUUCUUACUCUACCUUCAUCUUGUUUCAUAUCAAGUCAACCUGCAUGCAGAGUUCGUCGAAACUCUUCCUAUAAUCGAGUUUGGAUUAUUGGGUGAGAAGCACGGGUAACGUAAGGGUUACGAGUCAGAACUGACUUUAUUGGAUAUUUUUUAAAUAAUUUAUUUUUAAGAAGAAAGAGCACGUUGUGUAUAUAGAUGUGUGUUUGGAAGUACUUUUUGUCUAGUUGAAAAUAAAAUAAGGGUAAAACAUAAUUAA
Poeciliopsis prolifica (blackstripe livebearer) is the source of this 1841-nucleotide messenger RNA. RefSeq names its product urotensin-2 receptor (gene uts2r1). Lineage: Eukaryota; Metazoa; Chordata; Actinopteri; Cyprinodontiformes; Poeciliidae. Gene Ontology annotation, cellular component: membrane. The record is from RefSeq and is a predicted model, not a curated record. Gene Ontology annotation, molecular function: urotensin II receptor activity. The transcript is spliced from 4 exons. Gene Ontology annotation, biological process: blood vessel diameter maintenance; neuropeptide signaling pathway; regulation of blood pressure. Bases 299 to 1396 code for a protein of 365 amino acids.